This is a messenger RNA of Ictalurus furcatus (blue catfish), 3312 nucleotides long. Its product is annotated as choline transporter-like protein 2. Gene Ontology annotation, molecular function: choline transmembrane transporter activity. Gene Ontology annotation, biological process: transmembrane transport; choline transport. Gene Ontology annotation, cellular component: membrane. The coding region runs from base 441 to 2612 and encodes 723 amino acids. The record is from RefSeq and is a predicted model, not a curated record. The transcript has 22 exons. NCBI's taxonomy places the organism in Eukaryota, Metazoa, Chordata, Actinopteri, Siluriformes, Ictaluridae.
UCUCUCUGGGUACCUAUACGUUGGGGGUCGGCCAGUUUCUAAUAAUAUUUGCACCCUUACACACUCUCGCUUUCAUUAGGGAGACGGAAAACCUAUGUUAAACUCUGGGUUUAUUUCUUUUAUUUUUUUUAAAAGUGCAACCCAAGAGAAACUAACAAACGGAAUUUGGCUGUGAGCGCGCUUAUUUCCGGUUAAACCGGUUCCCCACAUUGAGGGGAGAGGCUGGGUUCAAUAUCGCGCAUUACACCACUGAAGAGGGAGUGAGCUUCUUGCAGAUUUGUCCACAGUAGUUUUCUGACUUUAUCACACUGUUUAAUACAGUAGCAAGCCGUUUCGGACGUCAGAGGCGCUCAUAGCUCCAACAAGUUGAAACGAGAAGCCAAAAUCCUGAACGGAGCGCCGAGAGUUGGAGUCGACUCUGGAAAAACAAAAGCCACAAAAUGCCGGAGGAGGAUCAUUACGGAAAGCAUGGUGAACCCAGAAAAUAUGACCCCACCUUCAAAGGACCAAUCCAAAACAGAGGCUGCACAGACAUUUUUUGCUGUAUUAUUUUCAUCCUGGCCAUAAUUGGAUAUGUCGCUGUGGGAAUACUAGCAUGGUCCCAGGGUGACCCUAGGAAGGUGAUCUACCCCACAAACAGCAGAGGGGAAUUCUGUGGUCAAGCUGGAACUGAUUUGGAGAAAAAGCCCUACCUGUUCUACUUUAACAUCCUGAAGUGUGCCAGUCCUGUAGUCCUUCUAGAGUUCCAGUGUCCCACCACUCAGAUUUGUGUGGAGAAAUGUCCUGAUCGAUCCCUUACUCUGUUAAAUGCCAAUGUUAAUUCCAAAGAUUGGGCUUACUACAAAACCUUCUGUAUAGGAGACCCAGGCAACAUGGCCCCUCCUGACAUCUUGAAACAAAAGUUUUGUCCUGCAGUGCUCAUCCCUAGCAAACCAUUCACACGGAGGUGUUUCCCCGCUCUUGGCAUAAAGGAGAAUGAGAUUACUGUAGGAAACAGUACCAGUUUUCCGGAUGGACAGGGCAAGAUUGUAAAAGCCAGUGACCUACUGCCUGCUGUAAAGAAUGCCACAAUAGUUGCUGAAACUCGAAUGGUGGUAAUGAAGAUCUUUGAGGAUUUCACAGUGUCAUGGUAUUGGAUAAUCCUUGGUCUGGUGAUCGCAACAAUUUUGAGUCUGAUCUUCAUCAUACUACUGAGGUUCUUGGCUGGCAUCAUGGUCUGGGUUAUGAUCGUCAUGGUCAUCCUUGUCAUUGGAUACGGUAUCGUCCACUGCAGUAUGGAGUAUGUUCAUCUAAAGAAUACCCCUGGGGCCAACAUCACCCUGAAGGAGCUGGGCUUUCAGAUGGACUUGAAUGUGUACCUGCAUAUCAGACAGACCUGGCUAGCCUUUACAAUCAUUCUGGCAAUAGUGGAGCUCAUCAUCAUCCUGCUCCUCAUCUUCCUCAGAAAGAGAAUAUUAAUCGCCAUUGCUCUCAUCAAAGAGGCCAGCAGGGCCAUCGGUCACGUGAUGUCAUCUCUGUUUUACCCUCUGUUAACCUUCUUUCUAGUAGCCAUAGUCAUUGCAUACUGGGCUAUCACAGCUAUCUUCCUCUCCACAUCCAAUGAGGCAGUGUACAAAGUGUUUAAUCAGACUGAGUGCAUUUAUGCAAGCAACACCUGCAGCCCUGAGAACUACACCAGCUCUGAAAUGAAGAAACAGUGCCCAGAGUCUCAGUGCCUUUUUGCAUUCUACGGCGGCGAAUCUGCCUACCACAAGUACCUCAUCUUCCUGCAGUUCUACAACGUCUUCCUCUUUUUCUGGUGUGCCAACUUCGUGACAGCCUUGGGUCAGAUGACUCUGGCGGGUGCCUUUGCCUCCUACUACUGGGUGUUCAACAAGUCUCGCGAUAUGCCUGCCUGCCCAGUGUUUGCCUCACUGGGUAGAGCUCUCAGGUAUCACACAGGCUCUCUUGCAUUCGGUUCUCUCAUCUUGUCAAUCGUCCAGGUCAUCAGGGUUCUGCUGGAGUACCUGGACCACAAACUACAAGUGGCACAGAAUAAAUUUGCCAAGUUCCUACUCUGCUGCCUCAAAUGCUGCUUCUGGUGCCUGGAGAAAUUCAUCAAGUUCAUCAACAGGAAUGCUUACAUCAUGGUGGCCAUUUAUGGGAAAAAUUUCUGCACUUCAGCCCGAGAUGCCUUCUUCCUAUUGAUGAGAAAUGUGAUCAGGGUGGCUAUCUUGGACAAGGUCACAGACUUCUUGUUGUUUUUGGGAAAGCUCCUUAUUGUGGGCAUUGUAGGUAUCAUCUCCUUCUUCUUCUUCUCUGGGAGAGCUAAAGGAGUGGAUGUUGUACCCAAUUUGCACUAUUACUGGGUGCCCAUUCUGACGAUCGUGGUGGGCUCCUACCUUAUUGCCCAUGGCUUCUUCAGUGUGUACGCCAUGUGUGUCGACACACUCUUCCUUUGCUUCUGCGAGGACCUGGAGCGCAACGACGGUUCUGCGGCUCGACCAUAUUACAUGUCGUCUACGCUGCACGAGAUCCUGUCGAAGAACACCGAGGAGCCCGCUGUCAAUUCUCCAUCUUCACCUCAGGAGGAAGAGGUCCCGCUGAGAACACAAAAGGCCGCCAUGGAAUGAGACUAGGCUCCAAAGAUUAGUCAUUCUGUCCAUUUCUUUUUUUGAGUGAACAGAUGUUUAGAUCUCCUCACAUUUUGCAAAAAGAGCGCUCACAAUCAUGAUCUGGAUUAUUAGUACCUGUCGGUCUGUUACUGUUAUUAUGAUUGUGUGAUUAAUUCAUUGGCAUAGUGGUUGCAUAGUGAACUUAAAAUCUGGAAAUUGGGGUGUUGAUUGAAAAUUUUUUUUUUUUUUUUUUUUUUUUUUUUUUAAAUGGUUGCAAGUGAGACAGAAUACAACUGAGCAGUCAAGGGGUAAGAGCCUCACAUGGACCCCACAGUGGUGGUAUGCAUCUUGAGCAGGGAAUGGCAAGUCGUACGUACCAAUGUACAUUUCUGAGAUUCCCCCAUUCUCAAAAAAAAAAAAGACCCAACAACCCUAUUAUAGGCUGAGGAGAAUGCAUGUUGUAUGUAUGUAAUAUAUAGCUUAAACUAUAGCUGAUAUUGAAUUGGCAUUGAUAUUGCCAGUUUAUUAGACACCCUUAGUUUAUACCUACAUCAUUCACUGGAUCAUUUUGGUGCAUCUGUUUGAGUGCAGCCCAUUGUACAUUGAAGCUGUUCUGGUGGCUCGUGACACAGUGCUAAGACACUUUGUUGGUUUUUCCUUUAAUUUGUAGCCUGACCUGUAUAUAAAGAAUCCAGGGAGUAACUGUAGUGUACUUCAG